Phycomyces blakesleeanus NRRL 1555(-) is the source of this 1560-nucleotide messenger RNA. RefSeq lists its product as hypothetical. Bases 1 to 1560 code for a protein of 519 amino acids. The transcript is spliced from 7 exons. The record is from RefSeq and is a predicted model, not a curated record. NCBI's taxonomy places the organism in Eukaryota, Fungi, Mucoromycota, Mucoromycetes, Mucorales, Phycomycetaceae.
AUGGAUCCUCAUGAUCUAUCUAUCAUUAGCCGUUCAUUAGCUAAUCACGAAAUACUAGCUGAUGAUGUCUUGACGAAUCUCGAUUGGAGAACUGUACUUGAAUCUCCAGACCCUUUUUGCGUAUUUUCUGCAAGCCAACUUUUCAGACAGAUCAUUGAACAUGACAGCAAUUCAAAUACAAGAAGAUCUGCUCUGAAAAUAUGGAUAGAUACUGCCGUCAGCCAAGUUUACGUAGACAACUUGGGUUCAUACCUUGAAUUAUUCCACAGCUUGCUUAAACGUACAAGGAAACUAAAAGACGGUAUAGAAGAAAGCAAUAUAUCAUCAGACCCAGGUUAUAUUCUAUUGUCUGUUCUUGCUACGAAUCCAAAAACAAAUGAAUGGAUUCAAAGUAGCCUAGAAAUUCAACAUCAAGAAAAAAUAGUUCCACUACUGGUCUGUCUUAUUGAUAUUGUCAAGUUGGCCGGUCUAUUUGAAUACAAAAACUCUCUGGUAUAUAGUCAACAGGGUCGAGAUUACUGCCAGGCUAUCAUUCAUUCUAUAAAGGCGCAUUUGAAGCAAGUGUAUCCUUAUUGGAGAUCCCAAUCAAUUGCAGUCGUAAGGAAAUCCAUGGAGCUUGUUCGACGUAUACUAGAGCGCGAAGGAGACACACAGAUGGUAGUCGCUACGUUGAAUGAUAUAUUAUCGUAUUCAGAUUUCUUGAAUCGCCGGGGUUUUUCAUACGAUCAUUUAUUGACCAUGCAACAAACUGACCGGACUGAAUUUUUUUACGAGCCGUUUGUAAGAACCAAAAGUGUAUUGGCAGUGGACCGAGAAUGCUUGAAGCAGAUCAUCUCAAUUACAUUUGUCUCCAUUUCACGCCUGUUGGACAGUACCCAGACUCCAAAAAAGGAAGAAAUGGAUACCACAUAUGAAGCUUUGGUAGAAAUCUUUAACCGUUUACAAGGGUAUCAUGAAAGGUUGCCUGAUAACGGAAUUCUCGAACUUUUAUUUGACAUUUAUGGAAACAAUGAUGAAGAUGCUAUUUAUCAACAGAUUUGUAUCCUUGAUGUAUACACUGCCAUUGAACUCCAAGUUAAACACGAAGCUGGGUCAACAAAGAAUAUUAUGACAAGAGAACAACUCAAAGUGGUUUGUCUGUUGAAAGAAAUACUGUCUUUGCUGGAUAUUUCACCCCAUAAUCUAUUUCUCUAUUUCUUGUACAAGACUGGGAUGGACCAUGGAAUACUAGUGGAUCUGUUGAUUUCUAACGAAACGGACUUUUUAAGCUUCUUUGUUCGUUAUCUAAAAUACAUUGCCCAUCAACCAGAUGAGUUUGUAAAAGCAUGUAUAAACUUGCUAAAUGAUGAACAUGAAGAAGAAGAAGAAGAUGAAAGUGAAUAUGAGGAUGAUGACCCGGAAAAUGGGUUGGAGAUGAUAUCCAGUAUAUUUCAUAAUUUAAUAUCAGUACUUACUUCAGAGGGAUUUCCGUACAAUCCCACUGCUUUAAUACAUCGGAUACUUUAUGUGACAAACUACAUAGACAAUAUUCUCAACGCUUCCACUUCCACAAAUAAAUAA